Zerene cesonia (dogface butterfly) is the source of this 2697-nucleotide messenger RNA. Its product is annotated as protein Wnt-11-like. The transcript has 7 exons. The coding region runs from base 240 to 1643 and encodes 467 amino acids. Gene Ontology annotation, cellular component: extracellular region. Gene Ontology annotation, molecular function: cytokine activity; frizzled binding. Lineage: Eukaryota; Metazoa; Arthropoda; Insecta; Lepidoptera; Pieridae. The record is from RefSeq and is a predicted model, not a curated record. Gene Ontology annotation, biological process: neuron differentiation; cell fate commitment; multicellular organism development.
GGCAGGCGGCGCGGCCGGCUGACCGCUGUCCGCUCGCUGGCGGCUAGUGGCGCGGUGUUCCCCGGCGCGUUGCACUCGCACACUCGCACGUCGUUCUCACUCCACUCUCGUCUCGGCUUCAACACAAUUCGGAGCUACAGAUUUUCCCGCCAAUUUUUUUCGCGCCCUUUUUCAAAUUAAAACUUUUUAAUUAUUGUCGACACCAGUGCGCAAAGACUAAAUUAUCAAUUGACAUAGUGAUGCGUUGUUUCGUUGUGUUAUUUAUUUUAUUUUUCGUUUUUCUACCGAAAGCAACAGAGGCGAUUCGAUGGUUAGCCUUGCACGAUAUUGAAGGUAAUUGGACAGAAAGUGACUGCUGGGACGCUAAACAAAAUGGAAUGCUAUGGAGUGACCAGGCGCGUGUGUGUAGGCGACAACCCACAGCGAUGCCGCACGUCGCGGCAGCGGCUAGGCUGGCAAGAUCGGCUUGCCUCUCUGCACAUACUGGUGAACGAUGGAACUGUUCGUCUAUUGAAUUAGCACCGAAAUUCACACCAGACUUACUCACAGGCACACGCGAGCAAGCAUACGUGUACGCGAUGUCGGCAGCCGCACUGUCUUGGACAGUGGCGCGGGCGUGUGCGUCCGGCGCGCUGGCCGCGUGCUCGUGCGCCGCGCCACCCCGCGCACCCCCGCGCCCUCCGCGCCAGGCCGCGCCACCCGAGCCGCACGCCCGCUUCAAGUGGGGCGGCUGCGGGGAUAACUUUCAGUGGGCCGAAAGAUUCGCAAAACAAUUCUUGGAUGCUCAUGAAAUUGAUAUCCGAGAUGGUAAUACAGAAGAGGACUUCGAUCUUGAAACUACUACAAUGGAUAAACCAACUACGAUACAUGAGCCAACUACACCACCGAUUCCAACAACGGCACCGCCAGUUGUUAUAUUGGUCGAUGAUCAACCUGCUUCGCCAAAUACUACCACAGCGACUCCAAGAAAAAAGGGUCGACGCGGUCGCAAGCGAUUGCCAAGAUCUCCUCGACGCGGGAGACCUACAAGGAAACGAUUCAGAGAACGAUACGAGUACGACGACAGAGGCUUCAAACAUCGCAACAUAGAAUAUCGUAUGGCUGCGGACGACCCUCGCUUUGACCCUCAAGUGGAUUUACAAACACGGCUCGAACGUUUACGUCCGCUUAUAGCUUCUGCAAACUUGAUGAACGGUCGCUUCGGUAGAAAAGUAAUAUCUAACGGCAUGCGAACAAAAUGCACAUGCCACGGCGUGUCAGGCUCAUGCUCGGUGCGCACGUGCUGGCGCUCGCUGGCCCCGCUGCAGCGCGCCGCGGCCGAGCUGGCCCGCGAGGCGGCGCGCGCGGGCCCGCUGCGAGCGCGCCGCCGCGCCGCCAGGCCCAAGCCGCGCCUGCGAUACGUCACGCCCAGCCCGGACUAUUGCGAGCCGGACCCCGCUGCCGGAUCGCUUGGGACCCAUGGCAGAAAAUGCAACGCAAGCCUGGGCAACGCGGCGGGCGGGUGCGGGCGGCUGUGCUGCGGGCGCGGGCGGCGCGCGCUGCGCCACUCGCGGCUGGAGCGCUGCCGCUGCCGCUACCACUGGUGCUGCCGCGUCGACUGCCAGCUCUGCCGCGUCACCAGCGAGGAACAUUACUGCAACUGACCGCUUUCGCAUGCCACAUCCGUGCUAAAUCCACUGACACGUCAUUUUGUGAAGCGCCGAUUCGAUAAUAGUGGUGCCGUUUGAUGUGUUAAUACUCGGCCGACUGUGUGCUUAAUACAUAUUUUAUUAUUAAAAUUGUUAUGUUAUUUUGAGCUUACAAAUUGACACAGACCUUUAAUGGACUAUAUCAGAAUUGUGAAGCAUAUUUUAUAUUUUAAUUUUAGAUAUGGCUUUAAAGCAAUACAUAAUAUUCGAAGAGUUCCAUUAUGAAAAUGUGUGGAUUCUUCAUAUCAGCACUCAACGUAUACCUCUUGUAACACCUAUGUUAUUUGCUUUGAUAUUUCCAUACAGUCAGCUUCUAUCAGACAUAAGACGGUCUUCCUAAACAGAAUCGUAUAGAUCCGAAGCUAGAUAUCUACUUGCCGAUGUCCUAAAUAGUUUCAGUUUGGUUUCAAUACGUACCGUUUUGGUUUUACAAGCAAUCGAGCCAUAUAAUCCUGCGUACGUAGUAUACCUACUACAUAUCUUUAUCUGAUUUCAAAAAAGCUAUAUCGAAUCUAUAACUUACUGAAUGACGACUUCAAGCCUCUCUCUCUAAAUAAAACAUUUACAAUGUCUUUCUUUUAAGAACUAUUACAAAAUAAAUCUUUUAGUAGUGCCACCAAAGAAAUUCCUUUGCGUACAAUAAUGUACUAGUCAUUUUUUUGGAAUUGAUGUAUAAUUUCGUAGUUUAUAAAAUCUUAUGUGAAAGCUUGUAGAAAUUAUUCUAAUGUAAUGUAUUUAUUUAUUUAACAUAUAAAUCGAUGUUGUACUUAUAAUAUUCACUUUUAAUUAUUUAGCAUAGAUAUUAGACUAUUCUGUACGACAAUAAAUGUUUGUAGUUUAGACGUAGGUGUGAUAGAUAUUAUGCAUGUAUUUCCGCACAAAUUUAAGCCAUUUAACUUGUAAAUAAAGUUUUAAAAAUCAUGAUCUUAAAUGUUGUAUGAAUUAGGAGACAACGAUAUUAGAAAUAAAUUAUUUCCCUUUGUCGUCUCGACUGUAAAUAAAUUCGUAC